AUGGCCAAAGAUAGUAUAAUCACAAAUGAUAAAUUAUCUAUGGUAGAUGAGAAAAAUCCAUUAAUUUUUGAUGGAUCCCAAAUGAAACACAACGAGAAGGAUUGUGCUAUAGCACAAGAACUUACGGUUCCCCUUAUCGACUUAGGGGGUUUCUUUUCUGGUAACCCUGCCACGGCACAACAAGCAUCUAGGCUUGUUGGUGAAGCGUGCAGGAGUCACGGUUUCUUCCUUGUAGUGAACCAUGGAGUUGAUGCUAAUCUCAUCUCCAACGCCCAUCGUAAUAUGGACAUGUUCUUUAACUUGCCUCUCUCUGAAAAGCAAAAAGCUGAGAGAAAAAUUGGUGAGCAUUGUGGCUAUGCUAGCAGCUUUACUGGAACGUUUCUGUCAAAGUUGCCUUGGAAAGAGACACUCUCUUUUCAAUACUCUGCUAAAGAAGACUCAUCGCAUAUAGUUGAAGAGUAUUUCCAAAGGACAAUGGGUGAAAGUUUUAACAAUCUUGGGAAUGUUUAUCAAGAAUAUUGCAAUUCCAUGAGCACACUUUCUCUUAGUAUCAUGGAGCUCUUAGGAAUGAGUCUAGGCGUACAGAAGAACCACUUUAAAGAUUAUUUCAAAGACAAUGAAUCCAUAAUGAGAAUCAACUACUAUCCGCCAUGUCAGAAUCCAGAGCUCACCUUAGGAACAUGGCCUCAUUAUGAUCCAACAUCAUUAACCAUUCUCCAUCAAGAUUGUGUUAGCGGACUUCAAGUUUUUGUGGAUAACGAAUGGCAUUCCAUCAAUCCAAAUUCCAAUGCCUUUGUGGUUAACAUAGGCGACACAUUUAUGGCGCUAUCAAAUGGAAUAUUCAAAAGUUGCUUGCAUAGAGCAGUGGUAAACAACUAUAGUCCUAGGAAAUCACUUGUUUUCUUUCUUUGUCCAAACAAAGAUAAGGUGGUGAGGUCACCAACUGAAUUGGUGGACUCCAAUAACCCUCGAAUUUAUCCCGACUUCACAUGGCCUACCCUCCUUGAGUUUACACAGAAGCAUCACCCAGCUGACACGAACACGCUUCAAGCUUUCUCAAAUUGGCUUCAACACAAUAGUACAAAACCUUAA
This is a messenger RNA of Solanum stenotomum, 1092 nucleotides long. RefSeq names its product gibberellin 20 oxidase 2-like. The coding region runs from base 1 to 1092 and encodes 363 amino acids. The record is from RefSeq and is a predicted model, not a curated record. The transcript is spliced from 3 exons. Gene Ontology annotation, molecular function: gibberellin 20-oxidase activity. Lineage: Eukaryota; Viridiplantae; Streptophyta; Magnoliopsida; Solanales; Solanaceae. Gene Ontology annotation, biological process: unidimensional cell growth; gibberellin biosynthetic process; response to light stimulus.